UUUUAAAAAUGUCCUGAAGCGGCUUCAGAAAAGCGAGAGAGAGAGAGAAAGUGAGGAGAGAGAGAGAGAGAGAGACUUUCUUCUUCUUCUUCUCCUUUCUUGCUGUUAUUGUUCGAGUUCUUUUGCACUGCAAGCUUCUGUCAAUGCGUGCUCUUACAGUCUGAGUCGCCGAGUCGAAUCGUUCACCGAGUUGGAGAAAAGAGAGUGAAAAUGUUGGACGGGCUGCUCGGCCGUGGAUUUGCCUCCAAAUGCAAAACGCUGAUUAAAUUGACGAAAACUCGGAUCGAUGUGAUACGGAGGAAGAGGAACGCGACGCAGAAGUUUCUGAAGAAAGAUAUCGCUGAUCUGCUCUCCAGUGGCCUUGAUAUCAAUGCUUACGGAAGGGCUGAUGGACUCACCGCGGAGGUGAUCCUUUCGUCGUGUUAUGAUUUUGUCGAGCGUUGCUGUGAUUUGGUCCUCAAGAAUCUUUCAGUUAUGCAGAAACAAAGUGAAUGCCCAGAGGAAUGUAAGGAACCUGUGUCAUCGCUGAUGAUUGCUGCUGCACGGUUCUCUGAUUUACCAGAGUUGCGUGACCUUAGGCAACUAUUUCAAGAGAGAUACGCGAAUGCUCUGGAUUUAUUUGUGAAUCAAAAGUUUGUUGAGAACAUAGCUUCAAAGCCUCCUACACUGGAGAAGAAGGUGCAGUUAAUGAAAGACAUAGCAGUAGAGUUCUCAAUAAAUUGGGACUCCAAGGCCUUUGUACAGAGCAUGUCGAAACCUCCUUCUGCAAUUCCACAGGACAAGCCAAAAACUUAUGGGCCUUCCCAUGUUAGUGAUGAUAAAGCCAAAUUGUCUAGCGGGAAAUCUGCUGUUCCAAAAGGAGAUAAGCAUAAUCUUUUUCCAACAGAAAAGAGACUUGAUUUUAAUGAUGCUCAGAAAUUACACAAGGAGAAGGAUGGUGCUGUCUUGAAAAAGGAGGAGCACGUUCAUCAAACUAGGCAUAAAGCCUUUGGAAUAGAACACAAGUCUCUCAGUGCCAGGGAAGAUACUGUGGAAAAAGAUGGCCUUGGAAUUUUGUUCGGGGAAAGGCAAGAAGUGGCUUCUCACAAAUAUGAAGCAUGGACUAGAAGGAGGACGAUCACGUUCAUCAGACUAGUCAUAGACCCUUUGGAAAAGAGCACAAAUCUCUUAGUGCCAGGGAAGAUACUGUCAUGGAAAGAGAUGGCCACAGAAGUUUGUUCCGGAAAGGCAACAAGUUGCUUCUCACAAAUAGAAGCUUGGAAUAGAAAGGAGGAUGCUCCCCCGAAGUCAGUCAGAUUGGGCAGUUCAUCUCAAGGAAAUGGACAGGAGAAGCAUCAUGAGAGGGAGAACAAUGUUCCUAAAAGAGAGCAUGAAGCUUUACCUUGUGUACAGCCAAUUGUUGCUGGACCUCAUGUGAAAAGCAACGGUCAAGGCUUAUUUGCUGGUGAUAAUUAUGGUGGCCAACACAGUGACGCAAAAUUAGCAAUUAAAGAAGAAGAGAUGCCGAAGUUGAAGCCCCCCUACAAUUAUGGGGCCCCUCCUCCGUAUGUGAAGCCGAAUGCCAAAGCAAAAGAUCGAAAACAUGAAGCCAAGGAUGGUUCUGGCAGUAAGCGCAUCACUAAGGAUCCUGUAGCAUACAACAUAGCCUUUGUUGACAAUAUACUCGGAGGGGUAAACGUAGGAUCUGAUGAUGAGGAUGAGAUGCCUGGUGCUGCAAAAGCUAAUAAGCAUAAUCAUGAGAAGGAUCGUGCUCAUCGGGAUGAUGCAUCUAGCAACCACAUACCAAAACCAAGAUCUUCCAGGGCAAGAAGCUCAAGAUCACGGUCCUCUCACAAUGAUGCUGGAAACAGUGAAGAUACAGAAGUUGGAAUCAGAAAAACAAGAAGCAGGAGAAAGGAUGAGUCACGACGAGGUCUGCAACUGUUGUUUGAUGACGAGCACUACAAAAAGGAUGAGGAAGAGAGGAGAAUGGACGAGCUUCUGAUUCAUUACAGUAAAAAGCCAUCUAACGUUGAACCAGAAAUGUCAAGAAGAAAGUCGAGGAGUCGUCAUGCACAUCAUCAUGCCGGCACUGGUGUUAAAGAAUCCCCAGGACAAGCAAGCAGAGAUGAGUCGGAAACGGUUCCUACAGCAGUAAGAUCAGUUUCCCUUCCUAAUGAACAUAGUGGUCCAUCAGAGGCACCCAAGGUAUUUGCUCGUGCAGCGUCCUUUCAACCCGACAGGUCCAAUCCAGCUAAGCAUGUGCAUCCUAAGCUUCCAAACUACGAAGAUUUGGCCGCCCAAUUUGCAGCCCUAAGAGGAAGGUAAAGGGUAAAAGCAAUCAGUAUUCAGAAUCUUAGUUGUAUCAGCUCGAUGGCGACCAUUGUUUCCGGUAGUUGAGUGGCCCGGUAGCAUCCGAGGGUCGGUCUUUUAUACCUCACACUGCAUCUUAUAAACCAUAUACAUACCGAAAUUUCAAAUCGUUGGACUCAUCAUUGUAUAAGUUGCUAUAGUGUCUUCAGCUUCAAUUGAUAGAGAUCUCAGAAUCUCACAGGAACUUGAGGAUUGAGUUUGAGAAUGCUUUCUUCUUUUUGUAUCAUAUCUCCGUCGUCAUAAAAUGACUUGUUUACGUGGUUA
Pyrus x bretschneideri (Chinese white pear) is the source of this 2616-nucleotide messenger RNA. RefSeq lists its product as uncharacterized. Gene Ontology annotation, biological process: protein transport. NCBI's taxonomy places the organism in Eukaryota, Viridiplantae, Streptophyta, Magnoliopsida, Rosales, Rosaceae. The record is from RefSeq and is a predicted model, not a curated record.